Messenger RNA from Folsomia candida, 739 nucleotides. RefSeq lists its product as uncharacterized. The transcript is spliced from 3 exons. The record is from RefSeq and is a predicted model, not a curated record. NCBI's taxonomy places the organism in Eukaryota, Metazoa, Arthropoda, Collembola, Entomobryomorpha, Isotomidae. The coding region runs from base 37 to 672 and encodes 211 amino acids.
CAAUUUGCACAGUCAUCAGACAUCUAACAAGAAACCAUGACAUCCCUUAAGUUAUUCAGCGCGGUGGUGGCCCUUCUCGGGGUCGCAGCCCAAGUCCGGGGUCACGGCUAUAUGAAAGAACCCAUCUCUCGAACCUCGAUCCAUCAAAGGCCCGAGUUUGGGACCGAAAUGCCCUACUGGUGGGACCACCAGGGGGUGUGGUGCGGCAAUGUGAACCAGGACAUGCAGCUUUCCACGUGUGGGAGGUGUGGAGAUGUUCUCGGGGAAACGACGGCAAACCAGGGUGGGAUUUAUGACAAGGGAGUUAUCGUCGCAAACUAUUCGUCGGGCUCGAUAAUUGAAGUCACAGCGCACUUCGGGGCCCCACAUUUUGGCUCAUUUGAGAUCGAUAUUUGCCCCUAUGAGGAGGAAACGGACAUCUGCUUUUACAAACUUCCAAUUGUGGGAGGAACCGAGACUGUCCGGAUUGAUAACAGGAUUUGUGUCCCGCAUUGGGAGGAGGGAACCGAGGUCACGGCUCAGGUCCAACUCCCGGCUGGAGUGACCUGUAACAGGUGUACGCUCCGGUGGACGUACCGAACUUCGUAUCCCGGACCAGCGGACUGGGACGAUUGUCUGAAUCGAGACCCUGUCCAAGUUUUCAGAAACUGUGCCGAUAUCGCUAUUUACUGAGGAACUUCAAAAAUGGAAAGAAUCAAAUAAUUUCGAAUCAAUAAACACUUAUUAUUUAUGCAAAAUA